AUGCAGAGUGCGGCGGCGGUCGAUGUGUUGAUGUUACUAGCAGCCUUUGCAGUCACAAUCACAUACGUCGCCGGGCUGAACCCGCCUGGGGGGUUCUGGACCAGCACCCAGGAAGGCCAUCGUUUGAGCGACCCGGUGUUACAAGCCCGUAACCGGUACCGCGUCUUCUUCAUUUGCAACACCACUUCAUUUGUCGUGUCCCUGCUCAUCAUUGUGUUGCUCCUGGAGAAGAAGCUGCUCGGGAAGAAGAAGUUGAGGCUUGUGGCGCUCUGCGGGUUGAUCGUCGUCGCCCUGCUGGGCCUCAUGGGGGCCUAUGCUGCUGGGAGCUGCAGAGAGGCUAGCAAAACUGUCUUGGUCCUUGCUGUUCCUGUCUGCGUAUGCCUCCUGCUGGCGCUUGUUUUCAUUUGGGGAUCACUGGUGGACCGGCUUGAUUCUGUCUUCACACGGUUCAAGCAACUGGUCAAGACUCCUUCAGGUACGGCUCGGCUUGAUUCUGUCUUCACACGGUUCAAGGAACUGGUUAAGACUCCUUCAGGUCCGGCUCGCACGAAUGUUGACCUACAUGAACAGAUCACUCGUGAUCUUGUUAUGCUCCUUGCUACUCUUGUGGUGACCAUCACUUACCAAGCAGGACUAGAUCUGCCUGGCGGCCUUUGGCUAGAUGACCGAGAUGGUCAAAAUAUCGGUCACCCAGUGCUCCAAACGACACAUCCUACUAGGUACAGAGUGUUCUUCUAUAGUAACUCGGCAGCUUUCGUCACAUCCUUGGUGGUCAUCAUGAUGCUCCAGAGCAAGUUUUUGCUCAACCGGCACACACUAGAAGCAACCCUAGUGCUGGACCUAUUCGGCCUCAUCACUGCCUAUGGCGCCGGGAGCACUAGGGAGGUAACCCAGUCCAUCUACAUCGUCGCCUUGGCAGGAAUUGUCCUAGUCUAUGUCAUCGUCCAUAUCACCAUUAGAGAUCAUGACGCUGAGCUAGUGGAUGAUGAAGAAGUAAAGCAUCUCGAUGACAAGCGCAAGGUACUGUUGCUGGUCGCUGUCUUGGCUGCCACCCUCACAUACCAAGCUGGCCUCACCCCGCCAGGUGGCUUCUGGUUAGCAGAUGACCGAGAGCUCGGUCACCGUGCGGGUUUCCCAAUCCUCCUUGACAAUUACACUCGCCGUUACAACACAUUCUUUUACUGCAACGCAGCAAGCUUCAUGGCGUCGGUAACCCUCAUCCUUCUUCUUGUCAAUCCAAAGCUAUACAGGCAAGGCAUACGUUGUCGUGCGCUCUAUGUGUGCAUGCUGGUGGGCAUGUUUGGCCUCAUGGGUGCCUACGCUGCUGGAAGCUCCCGGAAUCUCAAGACCUCCGUCUAUGUAUUGACCUUGGUUGGUGCUGUGCUAGCCUUCAUAGCCUCGCUGCUAGCCAUUUUCUUGUUGGGGCCUUAUCUAAAUCCCAAGAAGGUAGAGAUUUCUGCUUCGUCCGUUUUGGCAAAUCUCAAAAAGGUACAGAUGGGCAAGUGGAAGCAGGUCAUAGCAGCAGCAAAUCCCAUGAAGGUACAAACGGGCAAGUUGUAGUAGGUCAGAGAAGUAGCAAAUCCCGUGAAGGUACAGA
This is a messenger RNA of Triticum urartu, 1597 nucleotides long. The record is from RefSeq and is a predicted model, not a curated record. NCBI's taxonomy places the organism in Eukaryota, Viridiplantae, Streptophyta, Magnoliopsida, Poales, Poaceae.